This is a messenger RNA of Macroventuria anomochaeta, 724 nucleotides long. RefSeq lists its product as uncharacterized. The coding region runs from base 112 to 714 and encodes 200 amino acids. NCBI's taxonomy places the organism in Eukaryota, Fungi, Ascomycota, Dothideomycetes, Pleosporales, Didymellaceae. The transcript has 3 exons. The record is from RefSeq and is a predicted model, not a curated record.
UGGAAACAUCUUGUUUCUACAUCACACGAAACACUCGAUCGGUUUUGUCCCUCGUUGCACACUCCAGAACAACUACAGUCGCUACGACAUACCAUACAAUAAUAUAUCAGCAUGAGGGUUUCCACUGUCAUCCUCACUAUCGCUGCGGCCGUUGCCGCCCAGGAUACCUACACUGCUACUGGUGCCGGCUGUGAGCCUCACAAUGACCAUUGGCACUGCCCAGCUGGUGUUGCUGAGCCUACCACCGCACCCGCUGCUGAGGCAUCCGUAGACACUGUCUCCGCUACUGUCAGCGGUGUGUGCGAGCCCCACAAUGACCAUUGGCACUGUCCUUCCGGUGUAGCUGAGCCCACCUAUGCUCCUUCAGCCGCUCCCGCCGUCACAUCUGCCAUCUCUGGUAGCAUCACAUCCGCUCCCGCUGCAUCUGCAUCUCACAGCCACAAUGACGAGGACGACCACUCCCAUGCGGUCACUGCUGCUACUUGCGAGCCUCACAACGAUCACUGGCACUGUCCCUCUGGCGUCGCCGAGCCUACUACCGCCCCUGCUCAGACUCGUUCCACCUCCAGGGCUUCCACAGCGAGCGGCGCUGGUGCGUCUGGGUCCGCGAGCGCUUCUACUUCCCAGUUCGCCGGCGCCGGAUCUGCUGUUGGCGCGAGCCAGCAGGGCUUCGUGGCUGUUGUUUUGGGCGCUGUUGGUGCUUUCUUCUUGUAGAUAACCAGCU